Messenger RNA from Antechinus flavipes (yellow-footed antechinus), 2455 nucleotides. It is a transcript of the gene CHADL, whose product is annotated as chondroadherin like. The record is from RefSeq and is a predicted model, not a curated record. Gene Ontology annotation, molecular function: protein binding. The transcript is spliced from 4 exons. Bases 1 to 2133 code for a protein of 710 amino acids. Gene Ontology annotation, cellular component: plasma membrane. Lineage: Eukaryota; Metazoa; Chordata; Mammalia; Dasyuromorphia; Dasyuridae.
AUGUGGAACUACCUGAGCCUCUUGCUUCUGAUGGGACCACUACAGGCGUCCUCUGAGAAGCUUUCCUCUCUUUUCCACUGCCCCCAAAUCUGCAUCUGUGAUAAAAGCAAGAGAUCCGUCUUGUGCCAGAACCAGAACCUCACCAGAGUGCCAGCCUCCAUCCCUGAGAUGACUCGGAAACUUGAUCUCCAAGGUAACGGUUUAAAGGUGAUUCCUCCCCGGGUCUUCCAGCCCUUCCCCAACCUGACCCAUCUGGACUUGCAGAACUGUCAGCUGAAGGAGCUGCAGAGAGGGAGCUUCAGAGGCCUGCUGUUCCUGUCCUACCUCAACCUGGCCUCCAACAACAUCUCUGUCCUGCGCAGAGGGGCCCUGGAUGGGCCGCUCCUCCUGAGGCACUUGGUGCUGGAGCACAACCAACUGAAAGAGAUCCAGCCGGGGACCUUCAGGGCGCUGCCCUACCUCAACCUGCUCAACCUGGCUCACAACUCCUUGGACUCGGUGCCCGACUUGGCCUUUCAGGGGCUGGUCAGCGCCUGGUGGCUCCGGCUCUCCCACAAUGCCCUCGACAGCCUGGCGCCGGAGUCCCUGGCGGGCCUGCAUCGCCUCCGCCGGCUCAGCCUGGACCACAACGAGCUGCGGGUCCUUCCCUGGGACGCCCUGGCGCACUUGCGCGGCCUGGCCCACCUGGAUCUGGGCCACAACCCCCUCGGCCGCCUGGGAAGGGAAGAAGGGCUGGCGCUGCCGGAGCUGCGCUACCUGGCCCUCGACGGGGCUUCUCUCCAGACCGUGGACGCGGAAGCUUUCUCCCGCUGCCCGCGGCUCUACACCGUGGACCUCCGGGACAACCAGCUGAGGACGCUGCCGUCGUUGCGGGGUCUGGGCCGGCUCCAUAAGCUCAAUCUGAGCGGGAACCCGCUGCGCUGCGAUUGCGCCGCCCGCCCCCUGCGCGACUGGGCCGUCCGGAACUGGGUCAUGAUGGACGCUCGCUGCAAGGAGCCCGCGCUCCUGAGAGGAGAAGCUCUGGGGUCCCUGGGGGAGCGGGACUUGCUCUGUCGGAGACCCGGCGGUGGGCGAGAGCAGCAGGAGCCCGGGGGAGCGCCUGAGGAUGCCGAGCCUUGCCCCCUGCCUUGCACCUGCUCUUCCCUUUCCAACCACAGCAGCUGUGAGAACAGGAACUUAAAGUUCAUCCCCUCCGGCUUCCCCAGUGGCACUCGGCUCCUGGAUCUGAACUGGAACAAGUUCACCUCCGUGCCUCGACGCUCCUUCCGGGGGCUGGGCCGCCUGGUGUCCCUGCACCUGCAGCACGGCCGGAUCACCCAGCUGGCACCGGGGGCCUUGGGCGGCUUGGGCCAACUGGCCUACCUCUACCUCUCCGACAACGAACUCUCGGAGCUCAGUGCCGCCGCCCUGCAGGGCGUCCCCGGGCUGCGUUUCUUGUACUUGGACCGCAACCGCUUCACACACGUGCCCAGGGACGUGCUGUGGGCUCUGCCCAUGCUGGUGAGCCUUCACCUGGAGUACAACGCUCUCCAGCAUCUGGCCCUCAGAGAUCUGGCCGGCGGACCCAACCUUCGCUGGCUCCAUCUGACCGGGAACAACGUCUCUCGGGUCUCCUCCGGGCCAGUUCAGAACCUAGAGGGACUUUACAUGGCUGGCAAUCAGUUGCAGGCCGUGCCAACCGGAGCUUUAGAGGGGCUGCCUGCCCUCAGGGAGCUGGAGCUGUCCGGCAAUCCCCUGGGGGUCCUGGGAGAGAGGGCCUUCCUUCCUGUGGCUAAAUCCUUACAGCAUCUCUAUCUCAAUAAUACGGGGCUCCGGCAGAUUUCUCCUGGAGCAUUUGCUGGCCUGGAGCCUGGGCUCAGGAGCCUGUACCUGGAGAAGAAUCAGCUGCAGACACUGCCAGCCAUGGAUGGCUUUAGCCAACUGGAGGUCAUCAGUCUCGGGGAGAAUCCUUUACACUGUGAUUGCCAAUUGUUCCCAUUCCACAGGUGGCUAGCUGGCCAGAACCUGCCUGGGGAGGCCACCUGCGAGUCCCCACCCAGUGCCCAGGGCCAGAAGGUGAAGGAGGCCGCUGCCAUCUUUGAGACAUGUGAGGAGGGAAAGGAUCCACAGAACCCAUCAACCUCCCAGCCCUGACAUUCCCUGUUCUAAGCUCCCUUCCAGCCCUGAAAUCCCUUGUUCUAAGCUCCCUCCCAGCCCUGACAUCUCCUGUUCUAAGCUCCCUCCCAGCUCUGUUAGCGUGAAGCUAACAAAACUCAUGGGCAAAGGAGUCCGCUCCAGUCUAGUGGGAAGCCCUAAGGUCUCUGGAAGUGGCAGGUAGCGGUCAUUUAUCCUUGGGAAUCAAAGCUGGGGAAUGGGAGAGGAGAGAGAAUGGGAGGAAAAGCCGUGAUCUUCAUUUGUUUAGGAGGGGAUGGUUCUUGUCCUUUGACCUUUGGUAAAUAAAGCCUGUGUCCCUGUA